Molecule: messenger RNA, 4388 nt
Organism: Hyposmocoma kahamanoa
Lineage: Eukaryota; Metazoa; Arthropoda; Insecta; Lepidoptera; Cosmopterigidae
Exons: 5
Coding region: 276-3830 (1184 amino acids)
Biological process (GO): protein linear polyubiquitination; proteasome-mediated ubiquitin-dependent protein catabolic process
Cellular component (GO): LUBAC complex
Molecular function (GO): ubiquitin binding; ubiquitin-protein transferase activity
Source: RefSeq, a predicted model, not a curated record
GCGCAUCACGCACCGAUUUUGAGCGCGCACGCGCGGCCUCGCUUUAUUCGUGUGUGCCUUAGAUUUGUUGUAUCAAAAUGUGUAUUUUAAGAGUAUUUACAUAAAUGUUUAUAAGUAUAAAAUUUCGUAAAUCGAACACCCAGUGUGUAUUUUUUAAGAAACAAAAGUGGAUCCUGGUCGUGAAUCUUUAAAGCGUAAGUGCGCGACGGUUUAAGGUGUCCUAAAUAUACUUAGAACCUACACAUUGCAAACAAUUCAACUCGUCCGCGCGGGUGAUGAACAUCGAUACAGGAUUAGAAGUACCCCGGGCGCGCCCAUUGUCAGCUGGGUUAUGGACUCUGCUCUCUUGGCUGCGGCGCGAGGAGCAUUCGUCUAAUGACAGCCUAUCAAGCGUAGGUUCUGAUGGUACCGCUGUUAGCUUCGCUUUCUUAGCUCCUCCACCGCCUCGAGCACGAACAGCUGGGGUGCCUUUAACACCAGUGUCUCCAUCCACUGAUUCCUACAGAAAGAGAGUGCGUGACCGAAAUGUUCGACGGCAGCACGAUCGUGAUUUGACACUCCGCAGUAAAUACGGGUUGUAUCGAGCUGACAAUGGCUACGACGCGCUUACUUUACCUUCGACUCGAAGAAGUUUAAUCGAUAAUAGCGAUAAAGAAAAUCGCGAAAGAAGAGCUGUAAGUGAGAGCUCCGAACGACGUGCAGCAUAUGUACCUGGAAAGCGUCGAGCGCCAUUGCCACCUAAUUUUACCGCUACUCAUCCUACUUCUCUAACUCACAGACGUACCAGCAGGAAGAGACCUGCACCAAAACCCCCGGUUAUGUUAGACCAAUCUAAAGAAAGAGAAAAGCAAGAUACUCUGAAUAUUCCUCCGCUGAUGAAUUCUAAAUCUAUGCACGUAAAUCCACUGACAAACCGUACUUCUAAUGAAAGUAAAUUAGAGAAGUGCAAUAAGAAAGAUGAUCAGACUAAAGGUACUACAAAACAUAAAUCGGAAAAAAGUUUUUUAAAACUAUUGUUUGAGAGUAAGAAAAGAAAUUCAACAAUGGAAACUGUUCCUGAAAGAAUACUUCCGAGUAUAAGUGAAUUGGAUAAACAAGCUGCUGCGAUAAUAGAAUCUUGUAAACUUAAAACAUUAAAUGAAAACGACCCUAAUGGAUCUUCAUCGCAUGUACAGACUUGGUUUUGUACAAAAUGUUUGAGAAAAUACGACUCUACCGUGGUCUCUUGUCCGAACUGUUUAUCAGAACAAAAUAUAAAUUUUAAUGGAUUGAUUCCUGAAAACAAGACUCUUCACUCGAAGCCUUCCGAUGCGUACACUCAAACUCAAAAUGCUGCGUCACCAAUUAGGGUGGUAUCUUCAAACAGAAGCGGGAUUGAAGCUAAAGAAAAACAAGAAUUAAAAGAAAUGUUAAAGGAAAUGAAAAACUCCCUGCCUAAAAGACCAAAACAUGACAGUAAUGAAAAGAUUACAACUAAAAACAUAAAUGAAAGAAAUGUAUCUACUUUCGAAACCCCUACACUUCGAAUAGGUUCUACUUUAUCGGGUGAAGUUAACAAACUUGAAUUAAAUCCUCAACCGACUUCGUCAAAAAUAGAUGCAAGUACAAAUUGUGGAAGUUUUAAUAAUGGAAGCAAUGAAAGCGGUAAAAUAAAACCUAAAGCAACAGAAACUGUCGUAGUAACUCAACAUGUAGUUUUAGUAGCAGCGCCAAAAGAUGAAUUAGAUCAAUUGUCCAAACCAAAUGACGUAGAAUCAAACAAAACAAAUUAUAUUAAAACUAAUGACAGUUCAAUUUCUAACGAUGACCUAAGCCUUCAUACGCCUUUAAAAAUAUCUUCUUUAUUGAAUCCUAUUUAUGUCCCAAAAAAUAGUACUGAAAACCAGGUAAGAAGAACAUUAUUUUUGAAUCAGGCAGGUUCUCAAGCAAAGCAAAGACAAAUAGCGGAAAAACAGACAUCAGUGAUAACGACUAAUGUAACAACGCCUAGCACGUCAAUAAUUUCUACAAAUAAAUUAAAUGAAGCUCAGGAAGUGCAUAAAAUGAAGAUGACGCAUCCAGAUGAUGUUAAAAGCAAAGAAAAAGAAAACCAAAAACCUGUACUAAGUUUGACGUCUUUAUCAUCACGAACAGCAAACGAAAGUAAUUCUUCUCAAAUAGAACCAAAACAAAUGUCUGGACUCAAAUGCCAAGAUAAGAUAUUAAGUCCUUUGGUUUCUGUUCCACCUGUACCCAACAGUUCAACGAGUAAUAAUAUUAGGUUAACUGUAGAACAGCAUUCCAGACGCAGGGAGUUGAUUAAUCAGCUGGAAAAAUCUAUUGCAAAAGGAGACGAAGCAGCGGCUGCUGAUGCAGCUAUGAAACUUGCACAACUACGGCUAUCAUGUUCAGUACUAUCGUUUUCAUCUCAAAUAGUAGAUGAAUCUUCAAAACUAUCAUUAAAUCAACUACCAACGGUGGGUCUACAUACUAUUUCAUCAAAUCAAAGUAAUUUAAAAUCACCCAGUACUGUUGCAAAAGUACACGCAUCAGUCCAAUCGACGGAAAUAGUUUCGUUAAAUAAAAUUUCUAAAAACAAAGACGAAAUCACAGUCACAGAACAAAAGCUUAUCAAUCCGACAUUAUCCAGUGAGGUAGCUACUAGAUCACAAGAGACAAAACAACAUUCAUUUUAUGAAAUAGGGGGAGAAUUGCCAAAACCAAAACAAAUCGAAGAACCCUCGACCUCAAACUCAACGGCUAAAGGAAGGUCUAACGACUUAAGGACUAUAGAAGUUUGGGUGGAAGACAGAGAGGCAACGCGUGGCCCAAUUUGCUUGCACAUUUCUCGUCAGGCAUCAAUGGGAGAGUUGCGACGGCACGCACAAACGACACUGGGUUUAGAUUCUCGGCUGCAGCGAUGGAUUAUUGGUCGGGCCCUAUGCACUAAUGAUAAAAUACCUCUUGCGGAUUUGGCUGGUCCUAACCUCGCAUCGCCUUUUUACUUGUGCGUAGUUGAAUCAGCGAAUUCUUUUUCAGAAACAAAUUCGGUUUUAUCAUCUCAAGGUAAAGAAAGAGAACAAAAGAUCGAUGCCAAAAAUGCUGGAGAUGUAUAUUCAGAGUUAGUGCAGCUGGAAAAACGCGCAUUAAUUUUGAGCACUGAAACUUUCGAAUGCGGUGUUUGCUUGGAAGAGUAUUCGACUGGUAAAGGAGUUGUGUUACGGGAAUGUUUGCAUACUUUUUGCACACAGUGUCUAUCAGAUCUUGUACGAUACUGUGAAGAAGCUGUAAUAUCAUGUCCAGCGAUAGGAUGCUCAGGCAUUCUUCAAGAGCGAGAGAUCCGCGAGCUCGUGACCCCUGAAGAAUACGAGAAAUGGUUAGCACGAGGUUUAGCUGCAGCAGAAAGUGGGACGCGUAAUGCAUUCCAUUGCCGCACACGAGAUUGCACAGGCUGGGCUCUUUGCGAUCCUGGCGUGCGAGUAUUUCCCUGUCCUGUCUGCAAACACAUUAAUUGUAUUCCAUGCGAGGCUAUUCAUGAAGCAGAGACAUGUGAGGAGUAUCGGGCUAAACAGGAAAUACUUAAAGUGCCUUCGAAGCAAACAGACGGCACUCAAGCAUUCCUUGAAACGCUUAUAAUAAAAGGCGAGGCUCUUAGGUGCCCAGAGUGCAGUGCUGUUAUCACGAAGAAAUGGGGUUGUGACUGGGUAAAAUGUUCAGCUUGUAAGACUGAGAUUUGUUGGGUAACCCGUGGGCGGCGAUGGGGCCCGGGAGGCCGAGGAGACACCAGCGGCGGCUGCCGCUGCGGCGUCGACGGCAAGAGAUGUCAUCCGUCCUGUGGUUAUUGUCAUUAGCGCAGGACCUACUAAGAUGUCAAGAACACACAUUUUAUAAUGGUUUUGAUUUAGCAAAAUUACAUUUGUAAAAUGAUAAUCAUUUUAAUAUUUGCGAGAAUAUUUUUCUGUAUCUUUUCAUUUCCAAUUUGAAUAUGCUUUUAAAGAAAAUGUGCUUAAGUAAGAUUAUUACUAAUAACUAUAUGUGUAUUAUAGCCAUUAUAUUUUAAAUAUUUUGUGUUUGUAUGAGUGACCUCACAAAGUUCUUUUUCUAAUUAAAAUAUGAUGCAUAAAAGUUGUAUUUUGGUUAAAGUACCUACUAAGCUACGGUUGAUAAUUUCGAACCACUGUAUAUCUGCAAAAGUGCACCUCACCAACAUCAGAGGGCUGCACUCAAAUAUCGAAGCGGUCCACCACCUGGAAACCGACAAACAGCAGCUGCUGUACCUCACUGGGACGCAGAUCAGAUGUCCGGUUGACGCAGCGUACAUCAGCUACCCUGGGUAUACUCUGGAGCACAGGUUUUUACCUCGUGCCGGAGUCUGUGUAUACGUUCGCGAUGACAUCUGUGAAACGUUG